AUGACGUCCGCCGCGCACCUGGGCCUCGCCAGCUUGCUGACCCUUGGCGCCUCAGCUGCCACCACCGACCCCGCAGCAGCCUUCUCGCAUUACACAGCGCCGACAAGCACGGCGACACCCGCGGCGACCGGCGCCACAACCGCGGGUAGCACCACCGCAUCACCGACCGCGCGUUCCGGCCAGCCGCAGGCCCCAACCAGCAAUGACAGCCUGACCAAAACCGCCGCCAUGAUCAUGAUCGGUGUGGGUGCACCGUUGGCGCUUGGGCUGCUGGUCACCAUUACGAUCUGGGGCUACAUGCUCGGACGACGGCACGAGUCGGCCGAGAUGGACGAGCAACGGAAAGAGCGCGAGAGACGGGAGAGGAGAAGGAGAAGGGCGCCGGCGACGGUCAGGUACGAGCUGGAAGGGAAAGAGGUGCUGGAGAUGGGGACGCGGGCGAACUGCGCCGAGAUGGAUGAUGAUCAGCGGCCGCCGGUGGAGAUGGAGGGCUUGCGGGAACCGGCGGAGCUGCCGGCCGGGUCGUGGGUAAAGUUGCUAGGGACCUUGAGAUGA
This is a messenger RNA of Lasiodiplodia theobromae, 555 nucleotides long. RefSeq lists its product as uncharacterized. The transcript has a single exon. Bases 1 to 555 code for a protein of 184 amino acids. Lineage: Eukaryota; Fungi; Ascomycota; Dothideomycetes; Botryosphaeriales; Botryosphaeriaceae. The record is from RefSeq and is a predicted model, not a curated record.